UUUCUCACUGUUACACGUCGCCCACAGGGCAUCAACACCAUCAGAUCACUUCAUGCUGCACACAUGGAAGUUUCAGGCCUUGGAAGCUUCUUUAAGGGAGCCUUGGCCUCAGCAGUUGAUCCAUAUUUACAGGGUUUAGCCAAGAGGUUUGUACCUUAUCAAGAAUUGGAGCUUGUGUGGAACCAGGUGAAGAAGGGACAUGCAGCUUAUCUCCACAACAGGCAGUUCCUUGAAUUUGUCAUUGCCACACAGUUCACUAGCAGCAAAGGAGAAAGCAGCAUGAGAAUAAUGAAGGAAUGCUUUGCACCGUACAGCAUUGCCAUGGCCCUCCAGCAAAAUUCACCACUCAAGAAAAAAUUUGAUCAUGUCAUUAGUUGGAUGCUGGCAAGUGGUCUAGUACGCCAUUGGUUUCUGGAAUCCUUAAGGCUGUCUCGUAAGGUAAAGACAAAGGUCAGCAAUAAAGUUGGAAGCCAAUACAACACCACCACUUCAUUACAACUCAGUGGGAUUCAAGGGGUGAUCCCCCUUAGUACUGACCAUAUGCAAGGAGUCUUUUUCAUAUAUAUGAUUGGACAACUAAUGGCAUUCCUUGUCUUAGUGUUGGAGUGCUGCCAAUGUCAUUUCUCUAACAAAAUCUGAUGGAGCAUCUCCAGAUUUUGGCCUUCACAGUAUCCCCACUUGGUCUUAAAAUUUAGGCAUAUUGUUGUGAAAGUAAUGAUGUCUGU
Molecule: messenger RNA, 725 nt
Organism: Scylla paramamosain (green mud crab)
Lineage: Eukaryota; Metazoa; Arthropoda; Malacostraca; Decapoda; Portunidae
Exons: 4
Coding region: 64-639 (191 amino acids)
Source: RefSeq, a predicted model, not a curated record